UCUUCCUCCAUUUCGAGCUACUCCUUAUACGCGGUUCUCAGACGAAAGGCCUUCGCUACUUCUUAGUUUGUCGGCUGUCUGCCUUGCUUUUUCUUCUUCGUUCCUGACUAUCGUUGGUCCCGCUCUCGUUACCGGAGUGUAGGAUCCCGAGUCGUCCCUCCCAGCAGGCAGCCAUGGGAGUGGGUCCGUCGUGCGCCGCCGUGUGCUGCACGGCGUGCGCGUGCGAGGCGUGCAGGAACGUUGUCGGAAGCAUCAAUCGGAGCACGGCUCGUCUCGCCUACGUUGUGCUCUUCGCCCUGUCGCUGCUGCUCUCGUGGCUCGUCCGUGACUACGCUCAGCCGCUGCUCACGUUUGCGGAAACGCUGGACCCCAUGCACGUGAUCCACGUGCCGGACAGCGCGUGGUUCCAGGAGCAGGCGGUGCUGCGCGUGUCGCUGGGCACGAGCCUCUUCUUCGUGCUGCUCGCGCUGCUGCUGCUCAACGUGCAGCUGCAGUCCGACUACCGCGACGCCUGGCACCAUGGCGGCUGGUGGCUCAAGCUCGUCGCCUGGCUUCUGCUGCUCGUCGUCGCGUUCCUCGUGCCCGACUCCGUCGUCUCCGCCUACGGCUACGUUUGUCGGGGGGGGUCGUUCGUGUUUCUGUUCGUGCAGGCCAUGAUACUGCUUGACUUUGUUUUCGCGUGGAACGACGACUGGGCGUCCAGGGACGAGCACAGAUGGUACAUGGCGAUGCUGGUGGUGUCCAUCGGUGCGUACGUGGUGUGCGUGGCGCUGCUGAUAGUGCUGGCGGUGUGGUUCGUGCCCAACAGCGACACGUGCCAGACCAACCAGCUCAUCCUCUUCUUCUCCACCCUGCUCAUCGUCGCCCUCACCGCCGUCUCCCUGCACAACAAGGUGAACGGCAGCCUGCUCCCGGCGUCCAUCGUGUCCAUCUACUGCACGUACGUGGCGGCCACGGCGCUAUGCUCGGAGCCGCGCGACUACGAGUGCAACGGGCUGGCACCGCACCUCAACUCGCUCUCCUCCACGCGCCUCGCGCUCUCCAUGCUCGGCGCACUGCUCUCCGUUGCCUACUCCGCCGUCAGGGCCGGCUCCUCCACCGCUCUGCUCUCGCCUCCGGAGGAAGAUGACCUCGAGCAUCCGCUUCUCCCAACCACCGCCGACGCCGAUGCAUCAAAGCCCCCCACCUCUGCCGCGGCCACCCCCAGCGAGCCCGAGCCGGCGGAGCAUGUGGCGUACAGCUACUCGUUCUUCCACCUCAUCUUCGCGCUCGCCGCCGCCUACUCUGCCAUGCUGCUCACCGGGUGGGGCGUGGGGUCGUCCGCGCAGGCGGCGGGCGGCGGGGAGGCAGAGUAUCUGAUUGACGUGGGGUGGGGGUCGGUGUCGGUGAAGCUGCUGCAGCAGUGGGGCACGGGGCUGCUGUACGUGUGGGCUCUGGUGGCGCCGCUACUCUUCCCCGACCGGGACUUUUCUUAGAGCCAGGAUAGACUGGAUGGAUGGAUGGAUGGAACGGCUCUGGCAGCUAGCUGCCUGUUCUGCCUUGGUAUUCUCCCCUGCGACUGCACAUGGUUCCCCACUUCUCACUAGCGGCUUCCUUUCAGAGUGUUAUCGGCAGACGUCUGUGAAGCACAAACUUGUUCAUAUCUCCGCGGAUUUUGUUUAUAAUACUGCACCCGCAUUAUGUAAGUUGUAAUGUUAUGUGUUCGUACUAAAACAUACUUUUUCUU
Messenger RNA from Closterium sp. NIES-67, 1726 nucleotides. Lineage: Eukaryota; Viridiplantae; Streptophyta; Zygnematophyceae; Desmidiales; Closteriaceae. The record is from the annotation of a GenBank genome assembly.